Musca domestica (house fly) is the source of this 762-nucleotide messenger RNA. Its product is annotated as sarcotoxin II-1-like. The record is from RefSeq and is a predicted model, not a curated record. Gene Ontology annotation, cellular component: extracellular region. Gene Ontology annotation, biological process: defense response to bacterium. Lineage: Eukaryota; Metazoa; Arthropoda; Insecta; Diptera; Muscidae. The coding region runs from base 12 to 737 and encodes 241 amino acids. The transcript has 2 exons.
AAAGCUUAAACAUGAAGUGCAUUGUAUUAUUGGCAGCUUGUGUUGGCAUCUUAGCAAUUUCCACAAUAACCGAUGCUCAACCACAACGAGUUCGUGUACAAAAAUUGCCAUACUAUCCACCACCUACCCAGGCGCCAAGGACCAUGAGAGCUCGUCGUUCUCCCGAUUGUCACUCAAGAAGCAACGGUAUUUCAGUUAAGACCAACUCGGCAAGUGGCACCCUCUUGAAUGGAGCUUCCAAUAGAAUAGGUGGUACAGUGACUCAAAGCAAAACCUAUUUUCCAAAUGGACAAUUUUCAGAAUCCUCAUCGGGUUCCAUAGAUUGGAAGAACUCUAUGGGCGUUGGUGGCUCGCUAAGUCGUGACAUUAACAAGGGUCACAGUGAUACUUUUACCAAAUCGUUGGGUGUCAACAUCUUCAACAAUGAUCGGAACAGUGUCGAUGCCGCCUAUUCACAGUCGAGGACAAAUUUGAAUAACGGGUUUGGUUUUAACAAAGAAAGUGGUUCUGUGAACUGGUCCAAUACCGGAGGUCAUGGUGCGACCGUUGCUGUCAAUCGUUUUGAAGGAUUUGGCAAACAGGCCUCUGUUGGUGGCCAUACAAAUUUGUUUACUUCCAGUGAUGGCAAUACUCGUAUCGAUGCCUUUGGUUCCGGUUCGAAGUGGUUAAGCGGCCCAAUGCAAGGUGAUAAAGAAAUGAAUGUUGGCAUUGGUGGAAGUCAUUCGUUUAAGGGUUAAGAAGUGUCAAUUUGAGAAAAAUCAA